CAGCAGCAGAGAGAGGAUGGGAGGAGGAGGAGAGAGGAAGAGGAAAAUAAACAUCACAUAGGAGGGUCUGAGGAAGAGGAGGAGGAGGAGGAGGGAAAAAUUGGGAGGGCUCAUCGUCCAGCUUCUCCAGCACCGAGCAGCAAAACCAGCUAAAAGUGAGGCUCAGUCGAGGUCCGUGAUGCUCCACCAUCAGGACCAACCUCUGAACUCGGCCUACGGAGGUCAAGGAGGCUCCAACCAUGGCUCCUCCUCCUCGCUGCGAAACAGGAGGAAUGACAAAGAUGGCAACUUCAACUUCCUGCCGGGCAAAGACAACAACGACGUCACCGGAGGAGGAGGAGGAGACGAGAACCGGAACCAGGUGCGUCCCCGCAACUUGGGCCCUCUAGGUCGCGACCCUCCGAACUCCUCGUCGUCAUCGUCCUCUGGGUACCACCACGGCUCGGGCGUCCUGUCGCCGCGCUCCCGCCUGCCCUGCUGGAGCCCCCUGGAGCCCCUGCCCGAGAUCGAGUGCGGGGACGACGGCUAUGGCCGAGUGCCUCCUGACGGAGCGGAGGAAGGCAGGAUGCAGGAGGGGGAGAAGAGGGUGAUGAUGAGCCAGAAUGAGGAGAAGCAGCGAGAGAAGAUGGAGCUGCAGAGGAGGAAGAGCAGCUUGGGUUUCAAAGGGAGGGAGGAAGAGGAAGAUAUGGCGGCGCUGGAAGAUGAUGACGAAUGGGGCGACAGCGACUCUGACUCUGACUCUGAGCGCUGCCGGUCCGGCGGCAGCAUGUCUUCACUCAACGAAGGCGAAGGGACGCUCAUGGGAGGCUUUGACCGCAUCGGAGUCGGGGAACCAAAAUCCAACCACCAGGAGAGCGAGCCACCCAGAAACAUCAACAGAGAACCGCCCGGACGACACAGAAGCUUCAGCCGCAAAUCGCUGACAGGACGCAACCUGGGAAACCUGCUGGAGGAGGGAGCAGAAGACGACGAACGGUCCUCAGACUCGGACGGCGAGAUGCCAGAGCUGAUGGACGCGGUGUGGACGCUGCGAGACCGCGAGCGCUUCAAGGCCCAGGAGAUGGAGAAGCACCAGGUGCAGCUGACCAUGUACCGCCGCCUGGCGCUGAUCCGCUGGGUGCGCACGCUGCAGGGCCGCAUCCAGGAGCAGCAGAACCGCCUGCAGUCCAGCUUCGACGUCAUACUCACGCAGAGGAAGGAGCUGCUGCGCAUGGGCGCCGCCGCCGCCGUGGCCAACGCCACACCCGCUGCAGCCGUCAGCCAGGCAUGAAGAGAGAGAAAGAUGGGAGGAAGUGAAACAGGAAGUGGUUAAAAACAACAUUUUUUGUUCUGUUUGCUUCAAACCUGAAGACAUUUCACCUGAAAAAGACAAUCUCCCAUCAUCCUGUCUGACAUCUUUAAGCUUCACAUGCUGCUGAUUGUAAUGAUCUUCCGUACUGGUGUCCCACCCAGAGACUCAUCUUCAUCAUCUGAACACUGGACUCAACCCCCCCGUAUCUACACCAAAAUGUAUCCUGGUCAAAGCAACGAGACUGUUGUGAGAUUAAUAUGAUGUUUAUAUCAACAAAUAUUCUGUGUCUGUGCGCUGUUCUUGUUUGUCUCUUGACCUGUGCGUAAAAAAACCCAAAAAGUAUUUCAAGAUAUGAUGUAGAUUUGUUGGAGAUGAUUUAUACCCUGAGAUUGUGCUGUAUAUAUAGAGAGAUAAUAGGUAAAUAAAAAAUAAAUAAACUCAUCUUAAAUUUGA
This is a messenger RNA of Sebastes umbrosus (honeycomb rockfish), 1744 nucleotides long. RefSeq lists its product as uncharacterized. The coding region runs from base 179 to 1270 and encodes 363 amino acids. The transcript has 2 exons. The record is from RefSeq and is a predicted model, not a curated record. Lineage: Eukaryota; Metazoa; Chordata; Actinopteri; Perciformes; Sebastidae.